AUGGUAGACUCCCGGAUCGCGGGAAUUGGUGACCGCCUGCUGCCUGAGCCGAGGCUGCGCCCUCCGCUGGGUGCGGACGCACAUAAUGCCGCCGCCGCCACCGCCGCCACCGCAGGAGCGACCAGCACUCGCCGCGAGGCGAAGCGCGCUGCCCCCGCCCCGGCCGUAGAGCCAGUGCCCGCCCCGGCCGUAGAGCCGGUGCCCGCCCCGACCCCAGUCCCCGCUGCGACUUAUGCCGCGGCGGCGAAAAAGGGUAAGGGGAAGGGCAAGAAGAGCUUGGCGGCCCGCGAGGCCGAGGCCGCCCGCAAGCCAGAGCCGGCGCCCCCCGCUCCCCAGCCCCAACCUGAGGAGGCCUGGAACGUGGUGACGCGGAAGGCGAAGGCCCCGAAGCAGGCGGCAACGGCCCCCGCGACGCCCGCCGCAUCCAAGAAGAAGAGGAAGAGGGGCCCCGACGGCGACUGCGUGCUCCUAAAACGGCAGCAGUCGUCAUAA
Papilio machaon (common yellow swallowtail) is the source of this 492-nucleotide messenger RNA. Its product is annotated as cyclin-dependent kinase inhibitor 1C-like. NCBI's taxonomy places the organism in Eukaryota, Metazoa, Arthropoda, Insecta, Lepidoptera, Papilionidae. The coding region runs from base 1 to 492 and encodes 163 amino acids. The transcript has a single exon. The record is from RefSeq and is a predicted model, not a curated record.